ACUAUAUCUUUCCCCUCUUUAGCCCUUUUCAUUCAUUGCCUACACUCACUUUCACCAUGCGCUCCCUUAUCCUCAUCGCCGCUCUCGCCCUUGCCUCUGUGAACGCAGCUACUACCACUGCUGAAACAACCACCACCACCACGGCCGCAGCCACUCACACCACCACCACUAAAGCUCCCGUCACCACCACCACCACUCCUGCUGCUGUCACUACCACAAAAGCUCCUGCUACCACUUCAGCUGCUGCUACUGCUGCACCAACCUACGUUCCUACUGGCACUUUCGUCUGGAAGCAAACCUACCCUGCUCCUGGCUCUGUGCCCGUUCCUAAGCCUGAAUGGGUUGCUGCUUUGGAUACUUCCAAGAUUGCUGCUGCUCCUGUUAUUGCCCUUACAAAUGGAUCUCCCGUCAACCCCACCCCUGGAUCUGAUCCGUACUGCGACUGGACCUUCGGUGGCUGCACUCGUGCUGAUGAUAUCUACCAGUGCAAGAAGGGUGACUGGGGUCUUACCUAUGACGACGGUCCCACUGGCUUCAGCCCUACGCUUUAUGACUACUUGGAUAGCAUUAACCAAAAGGCCACCCUUUUCGUCAUUGGUGGACAAGUUUUGCAAUUCCCUGAAUUGGUCCAGCGCGCAUACAAGGCUGGUCACGAAAUCGCUAUCCACGGCUUCUCUCACUCCUACUUGACCUCCCAGACCACCGAGCAAAUCGUUGGUGAGCUCAGAUGGACUGAAGAAGCUAUUAAGGAAGUCAUUGGUGUUUCUCCCAAGCUCUUCCGUCCUCCUUAUGGUGAUAUCGAUAACCGUGUCCGUGACAUUGCCCUUCAGUUGGGUUACACUCCCGUCAUCUGGAACCACGAUACUGACGAUUGGAAGAUCAGCGAAGCUGCCGGCUUCGAUCCCACCUGGAUUGACGGAAACGCUACUGCUUGGGCUGCUGAGGCUGCUACUGCCGCUGUCGGUGGUCUUUCCCUUGAACACGAUUUGUACCAGGGAACUGUCGAUGCUGCCAUUCGCAUCUUGCCUGUCCUCAAGAAGGCUUAUAACGUUAUUCCCGUCGGUACUUGCGCCGGUCUUGCCAGCGUCUACAAGGAGGGUGUUACCACCGCUAAUGCCACCACCGCCAACACCACCGCUGCUGCCUCUGGCUCAUCUGGUGCAUCUGCAUCAGGCGUCAACGCUGCCGCUUCUGGAGCUGCUACCACCAAAGCUACUUCUGGUGCUUCCAUGGCUACCGCUAGUGUUGUGACUGCCGCCGCCGCCGCUGCUGCCGCUUUCAUGCUCCUCUAAAGCCGCCGUCGUUUCGCUGCUUCUUAUCUAACCACCACAUCUCCUCUAGUACACAUACCCACACUGUACACUUAAAAUAAAUUUUUUACAAUAGGCAUGUUUCUGUCAUACAGAAUAACAUCUUUCCUGUUUUCCUUGUAUUUUUGUCACACUGCCUAGUCAAUACUAUUUUUAAUAAUGAGAUUUGUUCUAUGUUUAAA
Molecule: messenger RNA, 1492 nt
Organism: Umbelopsis ramanniana AG
Lineage: Eukaryota; Fungi; Mucoromycota; Umbelopsidomycetes; Umbelopsidales; Umbelopsidaceae
Exons: 3
Coding region: 57-1292 (411 amino acids)
Biological process (GO): carbohydrate metabolic process
Cellular component (GO): membrane
Molecular function (GO): chitin deacetylase activity
Source: RefSeq, a predicted model, not a curated record